AUGAAUGAUAUGAAAAGUAUGUCAUUGUUAAAAAUGAUAUUGCAAGCACUUGGUCUACUUCUUGGGCAAAUUGCCGUCUUAUCAAUGCAACGUUUUUUUAAAACAUUGCCUCGAAAGUGGUUUCGAGAACAUCUGCACCCUAUCGUUCGAAGAAUCCUUCGGUGUGGUUUGCCAGCUGAUAGCUUGAAACCUUUUCGUAGGUAA
Thelazia callipaeda (thelaziosis nematode) is the source of this 204-nucleotide messenger RNA. The record is from the annotation of a GenBank genome assembly. NCBI's taxonomy places the organism in Eukaryota, Metazoa, Nematoda, Chromadorea, Rhabditida, Thelaziidae.